UCCAGUCCGGACAGACACAAGUUAUUAGGGAGGCAAGCGAAGGUCCAGUCAGCUGCUCCCCAUCUUUUCUGCAUCUACCACUGUGGCCGUCAUCCUUCCUGUAUGGUGGAUAUUAUUUUCAGCUCUUCUUUCUUGGGUGAUAUGGGGGAUCAUUCCAAAAAGAAGCCAGGAUUCGCGAUGUGUGUAGGAUGUGGAAGUCAGAUCCAUGACCAGUACAUACUGAGAGUCUCUCCCGACCUGGAGUGGCACGCAGCCUGUCUGAAGUGCGCAGAGUGCAGCCAGUACCUGGAUGAGACCUGCACUUGUUUCGUCCGCGACGGCAAAACAUAUUGCAAACGAGAUUAUGUAAGGUUGUUUGGGAUUAAAUGCGCAAAAUGCAACCUGGGAUUCAGCAGCAGCGAUUUGGUGAUGAGGGCCCGGGAUAACGUGUACCACAUCGAGUGUUUUCGGUGCUCGGUGUGCAGCAGACAACUGCUGCCCGGAGACGAGUUCUCUCUGCGGGAAGAGGAGCUGCUGUGCCGGGCGGACCACAGCCUGCUGCUUGAGAGAAGCUCCGCGGGGAGUCCGAUCAGUCCCGUCCACAUCCACUCCAACAGACCACUACACCUGGCAGAUCCGGUCACGGUGCGGCAGGCCCCGCAUCGGAACCACGUCCACAAGCAGUCAGAGAAGACGACGCGGGUGCGGACGGUGCUGAACGAGAAGCAGCUGCACACGCUGCGGACCUGCUACAACGCCAACCCGCGGCCGGACGCGCUGAUGAAGGAGCAGCUAGUGGAGAUGACCGGCCUCAGUCCCAGAGUGAUCCGGGUCUGGUUCCAGAACAAGCGCUGCAAAGACAAGAAGAAAACCAUCCUGAUGAAGCAGCUCCAGCAGCAGCAACACAGUGAUAAGACUGUAAGCAUCUUCAACCUGCAGGGCCUCACAGGGACGCCUCUCGUGGCUGGGAGUCCCAUUCGGCACGAGAGCACAGUGCAGGGAAACCCGGUGGAGGUUCAGACCUACCAGCCUCCGUGGAAAGCACUGAGCGAGUUCGCCCUGCAGAGUGACCUGGACCAGCCGGCCUUCCAACAACUGGUGUCUUUCUCUGAAUCGGGAUCACUCGGGAACUCCUCGGGCAGCGACGUGACUUCUUUGUCCUCUCAAUUACCGGACACUCCCAACAGUAUGGUACCCAGCCCGGUGGAGACGUGAAACGGGGCCCUCAGACCUGCAGGUCCCCCCCCCCCUCAUCCCUGCAAGGACAGUUGCAGCAUG
Molecule: messenger RNA, 1257 nt
Organism: Solea solea (common sole)
Lineage: Eukaryota; Metazoa; Chordata; Actinopteri; Pleuronectiformes; Soleidae
Gene: isl2b
Product: ISL LIM homeobox 2b
Exons: 6
Coding region: 103-1194 (363 amino acids)
Biological process (GO): positive regulation of transcription by RNA polymerase II; neuron fate specification; axonogenesis
Cellular component (GO): nucleus
Molecular function (GO): cis-regulatory region sequence-specific DNA binding; DNA-binding transcription factor activity, RNA polymerase II-specific
Source: RefSeq, a predicted model, not a curated record